Molecule: messenger RNA, 1383 nt
Organism: Pygoscelis adeliae (Adelie penguin)
Lineage: Eukaryota; Metazoa; Chordata; Aves; Sphenisciformes; Spheniscidae
Product: arylacetamide deacetylase-like 4
Exons: 5
Coding region: 1-1383 (460 amino acids)
Molecular function (GO): hydrolase activity
Source: RefSeq, a predicted model, not a curated record
AUGAGCGCCUUUACUGAGCGCCCCCGAUGCUGCGUGCACAGGUCACGCACUGCCUCCUUGAACCGAGAUUACACCGCGCCUCACGCCGGCAGCGCGGCCUCCCCCCGGUGCUCGCUGGCCGCCCGCACCAUGACCCCGGGUUGCACGAAAGCCGGGGCGGCCCGGGCAAGCCCCGGCCCACGGACUGCGCUGGGGAAGCAAAAAACAGAAGGAGCCUGGAUUAAGAUCCGCGUGCCCCCGCCGCCCUCAUGUGAUGCCUGCGGCUCCACAUCAAGGGGAGAGCGCUGCGGAGGAGCACCCGCAGUGGGGACGCUGCUCGUGUCACGGGGAAAGAUUUUGGAGAAGACUGGACUUUGCAGUCAAAUCACUUUUGGCCGAUACGUGCGACAAGGACGGAAACUAGGGGUGGAUCCAAAGCUCUUUAUCCGGGAUCUGCAGUUUAACAAAGUACCUGUGAGGGUUUAUCAGCCUAAAGCUACCUCUGAUGGGCGAAGGAGAGGUAUCAUCUUCUUUCAUGGAGGAGGCUGGGUAUUUGGAAGUCUUGAUACCUAUGAAAAAGUAUGCCGCUACAUAUCCAGAGAAAGUGAAUCGGUAGUUGUAUCUGUUCAGUAUCGUUUAGCUCCUGAACACAAAUACCCCGCUGCGUAUGAAGACUGUCUUAAUGCCACCAUACACUUCAUGAAGAAUAUAGAGCACUAUGGGGUGGAUCCUGCCAAUGUAAUUGUCUGCGGGGACAGUGCUGGCGGCAAUCUGGCAGCUGCUGUUCAGCAGACCCUUGCAGGUAGAUCAGACCUCCCCAGACUACGCGCUCAGAUCUUGAUCUACCCGGGCCUUCAGGCACUGGACUUCAAUUUACCAUCCUAUCAACAGAAUCGGGGAGUCCCUCUCUUAUUCCGAGAACGUGCCGCCUUCUUUGCUUUGCAGUACCUAAAUGGGGAUGCAUUGCGUAUGCAAGAGGUCUUGGAGGGCUCUCACAUUCCUCCAGAUAUGAGGCUGAAGUACAGGAAGUGGGUGAGUCCAGAUAACAUCCCUGAAAAAUUUAAGGUCAGAGGCUACAAACCACACAAGCCCCACGAAUUCAAGGCUGAAGUUUAUGAGACAGUGAAAAGACUUUGUGAGCCCGACCCGUGUCCACUGUUAGCUGAAGAUGCUGUUAUUCACCAGCUGCCCGAGUCUUUCAUCUUGACUUGUGAGUAUGAUGUGCUAAGAGACGACGGCUUGCUUUACAAGAAGAGACUGGAGGACAACGGUGUUCGAGUGACCUGGUACCACCUUGAGGAUGGAUUCCAUGGAAUCAUAAGCCUAUAUGAUUAUUGUGGUUUCUCAUUUCCAGCUGGAAAAAGGGGAUUGGACAGCGUAGUUAACUUCCUAAAAAGCUUAUAG